Molecule: messenger RNA, 819 nt
Organism: Schistocerca cancellata (South American locust)
Lineage: Eukaryota; Metazoa; Arthropoda; Insecta; Orthoptera; Acrididae
Product: antifreeze protein Maxi-like
Exons: 2
Coding region: 1-819 (272 amino acids)
Source: RefSeq, a predicted model, not a curated record
AUGGUGGUGCCCACAGGCGGAGCAGUCGCCAGCACGGCAGUGCCCGCGAGCGGAGCAGUCGCCAGCACGGCAGCGCCCGCAAGCGGAGCAGUCGCCAGCACGGCAGCGCCCGCAAGCGGAGCAGUCCAGCAUGGCAGCACCCACGAGCGGAGCAGUUGCCAGUGCCCCACGACAGCGCCCGCGAGUGGAGCAGUCGCCAACACGGCAGCGGCUGCGAGCCGAGCAGUCGCCAACACGGCAGCGGCUGCGAGCCGAGCAGUCGCCAACACGGCAGCGGCUGCGAGCCGAGCAGUCGCCAACACGGCAGCGGCUGCGAGCCGAGCAGUCGCCAACACGGCAGCGGCUGCGAGCCGAGCAGUCGCCAACACGGCAGCGGCUGCGAGCCGAGCAGUCGCCAACACGGCAGCGGCUGCGAGCCGAGCAGUCGCCAACACGGCAGCGGCUGCGAGCCGAGCAGUCGCCAACACGGCAGCGGCUGCGAGCCGAGCAGUCGCCAACACGGCAGCGGCUGCGAGCCGAGCAGUCGCCAACACGGCAGUGCGCGCGAGCCGAGCAUUCGCCAGCACUCGCGAGCCGAGCAGUCGCCAGCACGGCAGGGACCGCGAGCCGAGCAGUCGCCAGCACGGCAGGGACCGCGAGCCGAGCAGUCGCCAGCAUGGCAGGGACCGCGAGCCGAGCAGUCGCCAGCACGGCAGGGACCGCGAGCCGAGCAGUCGCCAGCACGGCAGGGACCGCGAGCCGAGCAGUCGCCAGCACGGCAGGGACCGCGAGCCGAGCAGUCGCCAGCACGGCAGGGACCGCGAGCCGAGCAGUCGCUAG